GCAAAACCCAAUGGAUAUGGAGCCAACAGAGGAGGUGCUGUGAGACCUCAACCAGGUGGUGAACAUGGACCGGUUCACAAAGGAUAUGGAGCUCGGCCCAACGGUCAUGGAGUUAGAAAUGGUGCUGCACUUGGUGGAUAUGGACGCAAACCCAACGGCUAUGGUGGUCCAGCUGGUGUGCCUAAGGGACAGUUGCCUAAAGCAGCUAAUGCUGGCUAUGGCGUGAUGCCGAAUACGGAGGGUACAAAGAGUGCAGGUGAGUCGAAUGAAAAGGGCCUGAAAGUUGGAGUUGUCCCUCCUGAGGAUGUUGUUGCUCCGCCUCAAGCAGAACCUCAAGGUCCGGCACCGGUUUCCCUCGAGCCGACGAGUGGCAUCGUUGUUAUGGUGACGCGAGAUAAAUACUUAAAGCUGCCGUCGCCUGUGCCAAAAGGAAAAAGCUACAAACAGACACCAGUAAUCAUUGAGACCACACCAGAACCAGCGAUUCUUCAAGGCAAAGGCCCAACACCUGCAUCUGAACCAACACCUGAACCAGCAGCCACGGGCCCGAAGGGCAAGGGUCCGAAGGCUGCCCCAUCCGGACCGGCACCAGUGGUUCCCCAGACUAAUCCAGCAGCAGAGCUGGAAGCCGCCCCCCCUCAAGAGAACGGAGGAGGAGCUUCGAUCCCCAAGGGACACGGAGCGAAACCAACAAAAUCUGACUGCGUACCAUCAGGAGUACCAAAUGGACAAUGGAUGAAAAUACCACGAUCUGGUCAUAAUGCAGGUGCUGGAGCCACUGGCACCAACACAAAAGGAUACGGAGCAGGAGCCGGUGUUCCAAACGGAUAUGGUGCUCAACCCAACCGCCAUGCUGCCGGAGAGGGGGGGUAUUCAAACGGAGGCGGAGCUAAAGCAAACAAACCAGGUCACGGAGCAGGAGGCUACCCGCUACCUGGCCGCGGCGAUGGAAACGCAGGCCUUGGAUAUCCUUAUGCAGGGAAACCGAAGCAACCUAGUUUCGGACAAGGGGCGUACCUCGGGGCCGGAUAUAGAAACUCAUAUGGAGGGAAUGGAAAUGGCUAUGGAGCUGGUGUCCAACCGGACUACGCAAGUCUUGGCCACGGUGCUAACAAAAACUCAGGUGGCGCCAGACGGAUGCCGUACAACGGAGCCCCGCUGGAUGGAAUGAGCCCGUUUGAGCCUCAGUCCGCUGGCCUCGGUCCGCAUGGAAAAUUAGGCAGCAUGUUUGGAAUGGGAGCGGAGAAAUCAAACAACAAGUACGGCAUUGGUGGCUUGCAAUUCGGUGGACAACCCCCCAACACAGAGGGGAAGUAUGGUUAUGGUGGGAGCCCCUAUGGGCCGGCUGGAGAUGGCAAAUCACCGAGAAAAUACGGUGGUGUUGAUGUCGGCAUGGGAGGGGAUCCUGCUCCCGCUCAGUAUGGGUACGGCGGGUUCCCCAACGCUGGGCAGCUUCUUCGUCUCGCCAGUAAUGGAAAUGCAGCCGGAAAAUAUGGUUAUGGAAGAAUGCCGUAUGAAACUCAACAAGGCCUAAGGCCUGAAGCCAUAUCCACUGGCAGCUAUGGUAUGGCUGGGUCACCAUAUCAGCACGAACCUCUCGGACGGCACGGAAAGUUAACAGGCAAAUACGGUGGUGGUGAAGUUCCCUAUGCACCACAAGCUUUUGGUUUUAGGACUGAAGCAAACCCCUUUGAGCAAUAUGCCAACCAGGGGCCGUAUCCGUCGCAGCCCCUUGGAUCUGCUCCUGAAAGCAGAUCCGGUGGACAAUAUGACGCGGCCGGUUCGCCGUAUGACCCCCUGCCAGUCGAGCCAGAUUCAGCCGUCAUCUCUUACAUGAACGGAGACGCUCAGACGCCAGCGGCCGCAGUCGAAGGCGACGGGACGUCCAUCGAUGCGUACGGAAAUGUGGGCUAUAUAAAUGGACAAGUGCAGCCAGAAGUUGUUGCGUUCCCUGCAGCUCCCACUGCCAGCCCCACCCUGGCGUACCCCUCCGUCGCCGAAGCUCUGCCUGUGGAGGCCAUCACGCCCGACGCGGUGCCUGAAGCGGGCGUCGAGGACCGGCCUGAAGCGGGCGUCGAGGACCGGUCUGAACCCGCUCUCGACUUUGGACCCCCUGCAGAAUCGCAGGGCGUGGCUCAGGCGCCCGAGCAACCGGAUGAGCCGCUUCACCAGCAGCAGCAGCAGCAGCCGCCACGCCAGAUACACAUCCAGCAGCAUCUCAAGCUGCAUUUUCAACCACAAGGAGAGAAAAAGAAUGGCAAAUAUGACCUGAAUGGCUUCUUUGGGAACAGUGGCUAUCAAGAGAAGAGCCCAAUCCAACGAGAAGCAGACGGCCGUCCAGCCAUCGCUGCUCUGCUUCUCCAUGCAGGUUAACCUGCAGACCACCACGAGCAGCAUACGCUCUGUUAUAUUAUCUUUGAAUGUUUCCUAUCUGUAUAAUAUUAUUUUAUUCUAUUUGUUGAGUUAUGGUAUUUUUGUGUUUGUUAGAAAUAAAACAGCAUUUAAACAUUUAGAGUUUUCUGAUAUCUGUAUGCACCGCUGGAUGAUCUUGUUGUCCUGCUCACUCAGAGGAUUGGAUGUUGGGGACGUGGAGUUUGCCUGUUUAUUGUCACCGUUUUGAUUGAAUGUCAGUUUUGCCUGAUAAAAAUGAACACUCAUAAUUCAGUUUUUUUUGUAUUACACUUGUGGGAAACAUCUGUUUAUCACUGUACAGAAUGUGAUUGAAUAAAAACCAUCAGU
Pseudoliparis swirei is the source of this 2739-nucleotide messenger RNA. It is a transcript of the gene cmn, whose product is annotated as calymmin. Lineage: Eukaryota; Metazoa; Chordata; Actinopteri; Perciformes; Liparidae. The record is from RefSeq and is a predicted model, not a curated record. Bases 226 to 2373 code for a protein of 715 amino acids. The transcript has 32 exons.